Molecule: messenger RNA, 3246 nt
Organism: Lachancea meyersii CBS 8951
Lineage: Eukaryota; Fungi; Ascomycota; Saccharomycetes; Saccharomycetales; Saccharomycetaceae
Source: the annotation of a GenBank genome assembly
AUGGGCUACGUCCAGCGUUCCAGCGACCCGCAUCUCAAGCCCGUCCAGGGCAUCUACGAGGACCGGCUGCGUCAAUUCAUCGACGACGGCGGAAACUACAAAGAGCUGAAUCUCCCCAAGUUUUACGACAAAGCGCGCGUUUCGCUCGACCAAAACCAUGUCAAAGUGCAAUGGUACCAGGUGGCUUUCGACAAGGGCUCGUCGCCCGUGUCGCCCGACAAGAGACCGCCCUGGGACGAGAUUGUGAGGCGGGACAAAAACCACGAGCUGGAGUUCCGGGACGCGUGGAAAGGCCAGCCAUUCGGGCCCAGUUGGUCCACCACCUGGUUCAGAGUCCAGCUUGAGGUCCCAGACGAGUGGUUGGACGCCAAAGAGCAGCUUCUCUUCGAAUGGGACUGCAACAACGAGGGCAUCGUGAUCGACCCGGAAACGCUGAUGCCGAAAACCGCGUUUUCCGGCGGAAACGAACGCGUCGAGUACCAUCUCCCCCGGGGCCAGAAACAUCACGCGUUCUAUAUCGAGUGCGGCAACAACGGCAUGUUCGGAUGUGGUUUCGGUUCCUCGCCGCCCGACGACAACCGGUACUUCCAUCUCGACAAGGCAGAUCUGGUGUGGCCCAAUUGGGAAGCUCGAGCCCUCCGGAUCGACUUUUGGAUGUUAACCGACGCGGCACGCGAACUUCCUGGUGACUCGUGGCAAAAACAUAAAGCUCGCCAAAUCGGCAACGCUGUCAUGAACAUGUUCGACCCUGAGGACGCUGCAAGUGUGGCAAAAUGCCGUAAUUUCGUUCACAAGGAAUAUUUCGACCAUUAUCCAGAUAGCUCUGAAGUCUAUCGAAAGGGUGACACCAACGUGAUUAACGACGUCGUUGCCAUGGGCAACUGUCAUAUCGAUACCGCGUGGCUUUGGCCCUUUGCCGAGACUCACCGGAAGAUCGUGCGGUCGUGGACUUCUCAAUGCACGCUAAUGGACAUGUAUCCGGAAUACCAAUUUGUCGCGUCGCAGGCACAGCAGUUCAAAUGGCUUCUCAACGAGCAUAAAAACUUCUUUAACGACGUUUUAAUCCCUAAGAUCCAGCAAUCUCAGUUUUUCCCCAUUGGUGGCUCGUGGGUGGAAAACGACACCAACAUCCCCUCCGGUGAAUCUCUAUGUCGUCAAUUUUUCUUGGGGCAGCGGUUUUUCCUCAAGCAUUUUGGGAUGAAAUCCGAUGUUUUCUGGCUUCCAGAUACGUUUGGAUAUUCUUCUCAGAUCCCUCAAAUUGCAAGGAUCUCAGGAAUUGAUAAGUUCUUGACCCAGAAGCUUUCCUGGAACAACAUCAACAAUUUCCCACAUACUACCUUUAACUGGGUCGGUAUCGAUGGGUCGCAGCUUUUGACGCAUAUGCCGCCUGGAAAUACUUACACAGCAAGUUCCCAUUUUGGAGACGUUUUGCGUUCGAAAAAGGGAAACAAGAACUCUGAUGUUUAUAGCUCAGGGCUCAUGCUAUAUGGAAAAGGUGAUGGUGGCGGUGGACCAACGAGUGAGAUGAUCGAAAAAAUGCGCCGUAUCAGAUCCAUGAACAACCGCAACGGUAAUGUUAUACCCAAGUUACACGUUGGGUCUACCGUUGACGAAUUUUAUGACGACAUUUUGAAGAAGACUAACAACGGCGAAGACUUACCAUCAUGGCUUGGGGAACUGUACUUCGAAUUCCACCGAGGCACAUAUACCACGCAAGCCGAAGUCAAGCGCUUGAUGAGAACAAGCGAGAUCAAAAUCCAUGACCUUGAAUGGCUUGCAACGAAGGCUUCUUUGCUUUACCCAGACGAUUAUGAAUACCCUGUUAAGAAGAUUAACGACUUGUGGGAAGACAUUCUUCUUUGCCAAUUCCACGAUGUUUUGCCCGGAUCAUGUAUCGAAUUAGUGUACAAGUACGAGGCCCGUCCAAUGUUGAGAAAGGCCAUCGAAAAGAUCGAAAAGUUGUUAGAGGAGGUCUUGGGAGUUUUGGAGAAAAAGGGCAAGAACGUUACCGCGGUUGGAACUCUUCAAUCAUUUGAACGCGGAACUGACGAGCGUAAGUCAAGAAACUCAAAUUCAUAUGUCUCUCUUGAGGAAGACGAAAUAUGUGUUAAAAUGGUUAGUGAAGAGUUGGAGGUUGUCAUCGACAAAUCUAAGGGUGUCAUAUCCUCAAUCAAGGACACUGGAAGGGACAUCGAAUAUCUAGAUUUGGAGAGCGGAAGAAACAAACUAGGCGCCAAUCAAUUUGUUUUAUUCGACGACAAGCCACUCGGCUGGCAAGCUUGGGAUACCGAGCUGUAUUCUGUUAACCAAUUCGAGUAUCUCACAGUCUUGGAAAAACUUUGCGUAACUGAAAAGUCGUCGGAGAAAUGCACAGUCCAAGCUGUGUUCAAAGUCAAAGGCGACUGUAAUAUUGUCACUUCUGUGACUCUGAAGCAGAAAACCCAAGCGCAAGACGAAGGCUUGAUUGAAAUUCAAACCACAGUCAACAACUGGAAUUUGAGAAACAAAUUUCUCAAAGUUGAGUUCCCAGUAAACAUUCGGAAUGAUUAUGCUUCGUAUGAGACUCAGUUCGGCAUCACGAAAAGACCCACUCACUACAAUACUUCUUGGGAUGUGGCUAAAUUUGAAGUGUGCCAUCACAAGUUUGCGGAUUACUCCGAAUUCAACAAAGGUGUGUCUGUGAUUAAUGACUGCAAGUAUGGGUUCUCCACUCACGGUAACUUGAUGCGUUUAUCAUUACUUCGUUCUCCCAAGGAGCCUGACGUCAAUGCCGACAUGGGAACUCAUACCAUGAGAUAUGCAAUUUUCCCUCACAAGGGAGCACUCUCCUGCAAUACCGUCCAUAAGGCGUUGCAAUUCAACUAUUGCCACACUUACAAAAUUCCAGAUUCUGUUGCUCAAGAUUUCGACGGUAUCAUCAAAAUCGAGGGCGAUCCAAAUGUGAUAUUGAGCAACAUUAAACGUGGUGAGGAUGACAAAGAGCUGGCCUCUGAGUAUUCAUCUAAACCAUGGGAUCAAAGGUCGAUGGUUGUCAGGGUAUAUGAAGCACUUGGUGGUGAAUCGUCUGCUACGCUGUCGACAGGUCUGCCAGCAAUAAGCGUAACGAAAAUUGAUAGUUUGGAGCUGGAGACAAGCUUGGAGCUAAGCUUAAGGACAAGAGCUGGCCUCAAGAACGACAAAAAGCAAACUGAGGUCGAUAUUAAGCUCAAGCCAUUUGAGAUUGCUACCUACAGAUUUGUCUUUUGA